Messenger RNA from Geodia barretti, 414 nucleotides. NCBI's taxonomy places the organism in Eukaryota, Metazoa, Porifera, Demospongiae, Tetractinellida, Geodiidae. The record is from the annotation of a GenBank genome assembly.
AUGCAUGCCAGAGACAGCGCGGCGACAACUGCAGUUGAAGAGGCCAAGUUCGCGGCCAAGGACGCUGCGACCGCGGCGAUGGUUGCUGCUGACGCCGCGGCGGAGGCAAGCAGCGCAGCCAAGCUCGCGGCGGAGGCCGUCAUGGUUGCCUCAUCAUCGAGCAUGAAAGAAGAGCCUGGAAGGCUGGUAGUCUAUUCAGGGCGCAGCGAGUCUCUCGUAGCGCCCAUCAUCGAGCAGUUCGCAGAGGCUACCGGCAUAGACGUCCAGGUGAAGUACGGCAGCACUUUUGCGAUGGCUGCCACCCUUCUGGAGGAAGGCUCCAACUCGCCCGCCGAUGUCUUCUUCGCGCAGGACCCGGGCGGCUGGGGGCUGUUUCCUCCAUGCUGUCCCCCCUCCCGGCUGAUGUCGUAUUGA